Messenger RNA from Phragmites australis (common reed), 2346 nucleotides. Its product is annotated as piriformospora indica-insensitive protein 2-like. Gene Ontology annotation, molecular function: protein binding. Bases 580 to 2022 code for a protein of 480 amino acids. The transcript is spliced from 2 exons. The record is from RefSeq and is a predicted model, not a curated record. Lineage: Eukaryota; Viridiplantae; Streptophyta; Magnoliopsida; Poales; Poaceae. Gene Ontology annotation, cellular component: plasma membrane.
AUCAAUUCACACCCCGUCUUAUCCUUUCAUCCUCCAUCUUACUGCAGAGCACUACACUGCAUGUGGAGAGAGAGAGACGUCCCAGCCAGCAGAGAGAGAGAGAGAGUAGAGACGAGACAUUCCUCCCUUGUGCCUACGUAGCCACCCUCGCAAGUCAUUUCAGACCUUGUGCAAAGAUAGCUACUGCAAUCCAUCGGGAUUUUACAGUGCAUCAUCGCCAUCGUGGUUACUGCAAUCCAUCUUUAAACUCAUCCCCCCUCUCUCCUCCUUCCGACCUUCCCUGCCGCUACAAAACCAAGCCCGCAAGGAAGUCUCUCUCUCUCACACACGCACCGCCUGCCUGCUGCCUGUCUGCGGCCGCCUUGGGAUCCCCAGAGCAGCUCUUCACAUAGGGGAAUGUCUCGGGUCCUCUCAGCCAUCUCUUCUGCACCGCGAAAGCCACAUUUAUUUGCCACCUAGGAAGGGCACACCGGCACACCUUGCGAGGGACACACAGAGACACAAAGGGAGCCAUCAGCCAUGGCUAUAUAGCGAAGCAGUGCUGCGGAGAGACGCGGCGUGGUUCUUGCUCCUUCGGCGAUGAUGAAGCGCUUUCGCGGUUGCCGCCUUCUGGUUCUUGGCCUCGUGUUCUUUGCGCUCCAUGGCUGCUCGGGGCAAAGGGAGGACGACUCGACGACAACGGCUCCGAUGGAGGAGAAGGAGAAGAUGGCCCUGUACGCGGCCAUCGAGAGCUUCGUGGGCAAGGGGUGGAAUGGCUCCGGGCUCUACCCCGACCCCUGCGGCUGGUCUCCGAUCCAGGGGGUGUCAUGUGAUCUCUUCAAUGGCUUGUGGUACCCAACAAUGAUCAGCAUCGGUCCAGUUCUUGACAACUCACUGCAGUGCGCCCCUGGCGCCAAGUUCAGCUCCCAGCUGUUCGAUCUGAGGCACCUCAGGACGCUGUCCUUCUACAACUGCUUCCCGGAGAGCAACCCCACGGCCAUCCCAACCACCAGUUGGGAGAAGCUGUCCGGGAGCCUUGAGACGCUCGAGUUCCGCACGAACCCGGGCCUCGCCGGCGCGAUACCGGUCUCCCUCGGCCGCCUGGCGAGCCUGCAGUCGCUGGUUCUCGUGGAGAACAACCUGACCGGAGUCGUGCCCGCCGAGCUCGGUGCGUUGCAGAAGCUGAGACGGCUCGUGCUGUCCGGGAAUGGGCUGUCGGGGCCCAUCCCGGCGACACUCGGUAACGACCGACACGACAAGCUAUUGAUCCUGGACCUGAGCAAGAACUAUCUAACCGGGUCUCUGCCUUCAUCGCUAGGUGGUCUGAGAGGGCUCCUCAAGAUUGACCUCAGCAACAAUUUGCUGCAAGGGAGCAUCCCGCCGGAGCUCGGGGGUCUCAAGAACCUCACACUGUUGGACCUCAGGAACAACAGCCUCUCCGGUGGGUUGCCCCAGUUUGUGCAAGGCAUGGUGUCACUGCAGGACCUGCUGCUUUCGAGCAACCCAUUAGGAGGGACCCUGGUGCAGUCUGGCUGGGAGAAGCUGGCCAACCUCGCCACGCUGGACUUGUCCAAUCUUGGUCUGGUCGGAACCAUACCGGAAUCCAUGGCGGCGCUAACCGGGCUACGGUUCUUGGCGCUAGAUCACAACCAUCUGACGGGCAAUGUGCCAACCAAGCUCGCGGAGCUGCCCAACAUCGGCGCACUGUAUCUGAACGGCAACAAUCUGACAGGGACGCUGGAGUUCUCACCGGAGUUCUACCAGAAGAUGGGCAGGAGGUUCGCCUCCUGGGACAACCCUGGCUUGUGCUACAACAUCACCGCGGUCGACGCGGUGCACGCGCCGUCCGGCGUGGUGGUGUGCAAGGAUUUGCAGGAGCCCAGUGUUGGUGCGAGGGACAAGGAAGGUGGGAGGAAGCCUGAGGCGAGCUCAAGCCUCAUGGCCUCUUCGUUUGGCUUGUCAGCUACCAAGGUCACUGGAUUUUGGUACUUGGUGCUGGUUCAGGGAAUGGUGGCCACAUCCCUUGUGUUGAUGCUCCUAUAGAAACAAGUUCAGACUUUCAGACACAUGGAAGAAGAACAUGAAGAAACUUGUAGUUAAGUAGCACAACUAGUUUCUAUGUGUUCUCUCUUUUGCCCUUUUUUGGUGCUUCUGUUCUGUUUCGUCAGAUGAGAAAAGAAGCAGUAAUCUGGUGGCUGUGAGCCACAUUACAGUAGAGUCUGAAUUCUGAAAGUGUGUAGCAGUAACAGAGUAGGUUCUUCGUUUUGUGUAAGUAGUCUGGUUCUCCUGUGCUGUGAUGUUACAGGUAGUGGAUAAUAUAUGGUUUGCCAUCGUCCGUUUCUUUGGAUGGUUUCUACUGGCAACUAA